Molecule: messenger RNA, 3569 nt
Organism: Jatropha curcas
Lineage: Eukaryota; Viridiplantae; Streptophyta; Magnoliopsida; Malpighiales; Euphorbiaceae
Product: receptor-like kinase TMK3
Biological process (GO): protein phosphorylation
Molecular function (GO): protein binding; protein kinase activity; ATP binding
Source: RefSeq, a predicted model, not a curated record
GCUCUGCCAGUGCCAUGUGUGGCGAGCUACUUUCCAGAACAACAUACCGUACCAACAAUUUACCAUUUCUUUCUCUUUAGAAUUUUAUCAGUUACCAAUUUCCCACAUUUUCUUUCUUCUCGCUCAAUUCAUUUUUUAUAUUUCUUUCCAUUCUUCAAAAAAUCCAGCUUUUGUGGUCUGUCUUUGGUUUUGAAGCUUAAUUUUGUUUUUAUCCUUUUCUUCACCACACUAACUCUAUAGUCAGCCGCAAAUUCCAUGCAGUCUUAAAUUUUGAGUCUUUUAAUUUGUUUUUGGGCAUUUCCAUGUGAGAUUUGAGAUGGGUAGUUCAAGAAGCAGCAGUUGGUGCUAAAAUGGUUCUUGAUGAAGCAAAAUGCAACUCUGCAGAUCUGCUGCUAUGAGAAACAACUACAUAAGACUUGUAUUUUUCGCACUACAACUGCUCUGUUAUGUUUCUUUGGUUUCUAGUGACACAGAUCCCAAUGACUUAGCUAUUCUCAAAGCGUUUAGAGAUGGGUUAGAGAAUCCAGCGCUCUUGGAGUGGCCUGCAAAUGGCGAUGAUCCAUGUGGUCAAUCUUGGAAACAUGUUUACUGUUCUGGUUCAAGGGUUUCUCAGAUUCAAGUUCAAAAUAUGAGCUUGAAGGGUCCUUUGCCUCAAAACCUGAACCAGCUUAUCAUGCUUGAAAAUUUAGGCCUUCAAAGGAAUCAAUUUACAGGGCCUUUACCAUCGUUUAAUGGGUUAUCAAAUCUAAAGUAUGCUUAUUUAGAUUAUAAUCAGUUUGAUUCUAUCCCAUCUGAUUUUUUUGAUGGUCUAGUGAAUUUGCAAGUCUUGGCAUUGGAUAAUAACCCUUUUAAUGCCACUACAGGGUGGACAUUUCCUGAUACGUUGCAGAAUUCUUCACAAUUAACAACUCUUUCUUGUAUGUACUGUAAUCUGGCUGGACCAUUGCCUGAUUUUUUAGGGAAUUUGUUUUCUUUGCAAAACCUGAGACUUUCAGGCAAUAAUUUAUCUGGUGAAAUCCCUCUUAGCUUUAGAGGUGGUAUGUCUCUGCAGAAUCUGUGGCUAAAUGAUCAAAAAGGCGGUGGCUUGAGUGGUACAAUUGAUUUGGUGGCAACAAUGGAAUCAGUAAGUGUUCUGUGGCUUCAUGGGAAUCAAUUCACAGGCAAAAUUCCAGAAAGCAUUGGUAGUUUGACUCUUUUGAAGGAUCUUAAUCUUAAUGGCAAUAAGCUUGUUGGAUUAAUUCCUUAUAGCUUGAUAAAUUUGCCUUUGGAGCAUUUAGAUUUGAAUAAUAAUCAAUUGAUGGGCCCAAUGCCAAAGUUUAAAGCAGCUAAGGUGUCUUGUACUCCAAAUCCUUUUUGUCAAUCCACUGCAGGGGUUCCUUGUGCCCCAGAAGUUAUGGCACUUAUAGAUUUCCUUGAUGGUUUGAAUUAUCCUCAACGACUUGUUUCUUCAUGGACUGGUAAUGAUCCAUGUUCAUCAUGGGUUGGAAUUACUUGUGAUUCUAGUAUGGUCUAUUCAAUUGCUUUGCCUAAUUUUAAUCUUAGUGGUACCUUGAGUCCUUCAGUUGCAAAUCUAGCUUCUCUUCAUCAAAUCAAACUUGGGGGUAACAAUCUUAGUGGUCAAGUUCCAACAAACUGGACUAACUUGACUUCCUUGAAAACUUUAGAUCUUAGCUAUAACAACCUUUACCCUCCAUUUCCAAAUUUCUCUAAUACUGUGAAUGUUGUUAUUACUGGGAAUCCUCUACUCAAUGGUGAUAAGUCCAAACCAGACAUCCCACCACCUAAUGAUAACAAUCCAUCUUCUGGAAGUUCAGAUUCACCGAAAACCCAAUCUCCAAAUACCAAAGGCACAGGUCCCAGACCCCGUGAGUCUUCUAUGGAAUCAAGAAAUGAGAAAGGUACUAAGAGGUCCACUUUUGUUGCAAUUGUAGCUCCUGUUGCAAGUGUUGCGGCUGUUGCUAUUUUGAUUAUUCCUUUAUCUAUUUACUAUUGUAAGAAGAGAAAAGACACUUACCAGGCUACAACUUCUUUAGUUAUCCACCCAAGAGAUCCAUCUGAUUCAGAUAACGUGGUUAAGAUUGCUGUUGCUAAUCACACCAAUGGAAGUACUUCUACCAUAACAGGGAGUGGUUCUGCAAGCAGAAAUAGUAGUGGUUUUGGUGAUUCUCAUGUCAUUGAAGCAGGAAAUCUGGUUAUAUCAGUUCAAGUUCUUCGAAAUGUUACAAAGAAUUUUGCCCCGGAGAAUGAGCUUGGCCGUGGUGGGUUUGGAGUGGUUUAUAAAGGAGAAUUGGAUGAUGGAACAAAAAUAGCAGUAAAAAGAAUGGAGGCUGGUAUUAUAAGCACCAAAGCCUUGGAUGAAUUUCAAUCUGAGAUUGCUGUUCUUUCAAAGGUUCGACAUCGUCAUUUAGUAUCACUUUUGGGUUAUUCAAUUGAAGGAAAUGAGAGAAUUCUAGUAUAUGAGUAUAUGCCUCAGGGAGCUCUAAGUAAGCAUCUUUUCCACUGGAAAAGCCUGAAAUUGGAACCUCUUUCUUGGAAGAGGAGGUUAAAUAUUGCAUUGGAUGUUGCUAGAGGAAUGGAGUAUCUUCAUAAUUUAGCUCACAGAAGCUUCAUACACAGAGAUCUCAAAUCAUCAAAUAUCUUGCUUGGUGAUGAUUUCAGGGCAAAAGUUUCAGAUUUUGGAUUGGUAAAACUUGCUCCUGAUGGGGAGAAAUCUGUGGUAACUAGGCUUGCUGGAACUUUUGGAUACUUGGCUCCAGAAUAUGCUGUGACUGGAAAAAUCACAACCAAGGCCGAUGUCUUUAGUUUUGGAGUUGUGUUAAUGGAGCUGUUGACUGGGUUGAUGGCACUCGAUGAGGACCGGCCAGAGGAGAGCCAGUACUUGGCUGCAUGGUUUUGGCGUAUUAAAUCUGAUGAGCAGAAACUGAGGGCUGCCAUUGACCCUGCCCUUGAUGUGAAAGAUGAAAAAUUUCAGAGUAUCUCCACUAUAGUUGAACUUGCUGGGCAUUGCACAGCUAGAGAACCAAGUCAAAGGCCAGAUAUGAGCCAUGCUGUGAAUGUAUUAGCCCCACUUGUCGAAAAAUGGAAACCUUUGGAUGAUGACACAGAAGAGUAUUGUGGUAUUGAUUAUAGCCUCCCACUUAAUCAGAUGGUGAAGGGCUGGCAGGAAGCAGAAGGAAAAGACUUCAGUUAUGUGGACCUAGAAGACAGCAAGAGUAGCAUACCGGCAAGGCCAACUGGCUUUGCAGAGUCUUUUACUUCUGCAGAUGGUCGUUAAAAGAGGUUUGCUGUUGCCUUUCUUCAACAAAAAUUCUUUUUUCUAGCUGUAGAUAUUAUGCUGUGUUGUUUCUGUGUUAGAAUUCAUUGUCAAUAUAUAGUGUCGUACUGUCAAUGCUAUUAUGAUGUAUUGUGCAUUCCAAAUGUUUAAGAGGUCUCAUGCAGGCUUUGAAUUUUUAGAGGUGAGAUUUUAAAUGCUAUUGGUAAUGUAGAUAGAGAAGAAUGAUGAAUGCAGACUAUUUGUCAAUUAUUUCUUGAUUAUAUCCAUGAAUUUCAUUAAAAUAUGUUCAUUUUUA